AUGGGCUCCAUCUCUCAGCCCAUUCAGCCACCGCCGUCGGUAACAAACUACACGAUCGCAUCCAUACCGGCCGAUGGAAUUGGGCCAGAGGUAAUAAGCGCAGGCAUCAAAGUUCUCAACGCGCUGGCGUCGACUUUCAAGACAUUCUCAUUUUCCUUCACGCACUUCGACUGGUCCUCCGACACGUACCUACGAACAGGAGCGUAUAUUGCUCCUGAUGGACUAGAGCAAUUGAAAGAGUUCCACGCCAUUCUAUUUGGAGCAGUUGGCGAUCAACGUGUGCCUGAUCACAUCAGUCUUUGGGGUCUUAGACUCGCCAUUUGCCAGCCACUGCAGCAAUAUGCCAAUGUGCGGCCGACACGGAUUCUCAAGGGCGUGACUUCGCCACUAGCAAGUUGCCAAGGCAGCGAAGAGAGUGCAAAGAAGCUCGACUGGGUGAUCAUCCGUGAGAACAGCGAAGGUGAAUAUGCGGGCCAGGGUGGACGAAGUCAUGUGGGCCAAGCUUGGGAAGUAGCAACUGAAGUAUCCGUCUUUACAAGGCACGGGGCGGAGAGGCUACUGCGCUUUGCGUAUGAGACUGCUCGAUCGCGAACCCGGAAGAAAUUGACAUUUGUGACCAAGUCGAAUGCCCAGCGGAAUGGGAUGGUGCUUUGGGAUGAAGUUCAGAAGAUCGUGGCGAAAGACUAUCCCGAUGUCGAGACCGACAAGAUGUUGGUGGAUGCCAUGACCUGCCGCAUGACUUUGCAGCCAGAGACCAUCGAUACCGUUGUUGCGACGAACCUUCACGCGGACAUCCUGUCGGACCUCGCCGCUGCCCUGGCCGGAAGUAUUGGUAUUGCACCGACGAGCAAUCUCGACCCAACGAGACAGAACCCCAGCAUGUUCGAACCAAUUCACGGCUCCGCCUGGGAUAUUGCAGGCAAAGGGAUCGCUAAUCCCGUGGGAACAUUCUGGACAUGUGCUGAGAUGGUCAAAUGGCUGGGCCAGGACGAAGCAAGUGAGGUCCUCAUGGAGGCCGUUGAGAACGUGUUGGGCCAAGGCAUUAAGACCAAAGACCUAGGUGGCCAGGCUGGAACCGAAGAAGUCACAGAUCGGGUCUGCGAGGAGAUCGAGAGCAUUGGCAAAGAAAGGACAUUGGGGACUGGGACUGCGCAAUGA
This is a messenger RNA of Exophiala aquamarina CBS 119918, 1158 nucleotides long. RefSeq lists its product as uncharacterized. Gene Ontology annotation, molecular function: oxidoreductase activity, acting on the CH-OH group of donors, NAD or NADP as acceptor; magnesium ion binding; NAD binding. The transcript has a single exon. The record is from RefSeq and is a predicted model, not a curated record. NCBI's taxonomy places the organism in Eukaryota, Fungi, Ascomycota, Eurotiomycetes, Chaetothyriales, Herpotrichiellaceae. Bases 1 to 1158 code for a protein of 385 amino acids.